Molecule: messenger RNA, 3714 nt
Organism: Morchella sextelata
Lineage: Eukaryota; Fungi; Ascomycota; Pezizomycetes; Pezizales; Morchellaceae
Exons: 3
Coding region: 1-3714 (1237 amino acids)
Biological process (GO): siRNA processing
Cellular component (GO): nuclear RNA-directed RNA polymerase complex
Molecular function (GO): RNA-directed RNA polymerase activity
Source: RefSeq, a predicted model, not a curated record
AUGGAGGUCUUCAUCCGAGGGAUCCCUUACCAUGCCACCGAAAACGAUGUGGAAAAGGCUCUUGAACCUUCUCUCAUAAGCAUCGGCAUCUUAGCCUCGGCCGUACGAGUAUUUUCGUCAAAACAGAGGAGUGAUAGGAGAACCAAACUCGCAGCUCUAACGCUCCCGACCGAGGAAGCCGGGCAACAAUUCCUUAGAUAUUUUGGACAGCCGCAAAAUGGUGGCCCACCACCGGUCCAACUAUGGGUAUCGAGCUGCAAGAUAUCCUGUGCCCUUAGCAAUAAGCCAUUUGAACCACUCUUGGUUAAAAGUCUUGCCAAAGAGCAACAAGAUAAAAAGCUUAGAAACGCCCGACGCACCCAACCAAUUACCCCCAGCAAGCUGACGAAAUCAUAUUCAAUCAGCUCGAUUGAAUGUGGAAUCUGGUCCCCACAAUCGAUGAAUGUGCCGAUCUUUGAGGCAUAUUACUCGAAAAAAGUUGAUGGAAAGCUGAUUUUCAAACAAAACGGAGCCGUGGUUGAGUUUGAAGACGAUGAGUUGGACGUUUCCGACCCGGAAACACUGGGCCCGAAGCUGCGCCGCAAUUUUGGGGCUAUACGUAUCAACAAAACAAUUUCCAUUCUAUAUCCCACUGUAUCUUCAAUUAUCACUUCUGGGACAAGAAGUCCUCGAGUUCUCUUCACCCUAGCAAGAGCACCUAGGAUGUAUCGUAAGAUUGUUGCAGAGGGCACACCUAGCCCAAAUAACGGCUUCGACCAGGAUAUGAGCGAUUUGAUUAGGCUUUUCCAACAAUCAAUGUCAGAUGAAGAGGAAUUUUCGAUUGAACGGACAUCUAGCCUGGACGGAGCUCACGCUUGCUUUGCCCCUUUCGCCUUUGUAUACCAGUUUUAUCUCACGGAAGUUGGUGAUCUCAACUUACUAAAUAACCUCUCCAGAAACGGCGGCGUGCCAGAAAUAAAUUCCCGGCCGACAUUAAUAAUGCCCAAUGUCGCCGGCUUAUUUGUGGAUUCUUUUCGGAAACUCACAAACGUAUUACGGGAGGAAUUCGAUUUCUCUAUCGCAUUUCAACUCAACGCAUUAUGUGCAAACGGAAUCCUCCCACCAUAUGCCAUUCUCCCACUGCUCCCGACUGUGUCUGAGUUGAUAAUGAGGUUUGGAGUAACAAAGGCAGCCGGUAUCAUGCAAAUUUUUGUUAGAUCGGUAACUUCAGUGGACCCCUUGGGCGAGCUUGAUAGCCUAUCAUACAACAGCCUAUUUGAAGUUUUGAAGUCAUGCAUUGCCGAUUAUCAACACCUUAAUUCACAUGUCUCGAGUGCAGAUAGUGCUGCUGAGGAGGCUGGGAUGACUUACAUAUACCAUUCAACGAUCACUCCUGCAGGGUGCUAUUUCUACGGACCCACGCUAGAAAUGCAGAAUAGGGUUCUUCGGAAGUAUCCACAGAAUCACGGUUCCUUUUUAAGAGUUUUUUUCGGUGACGAGGAUGGUGAUCAACUCCUGUUCGAGUACAACGUCUCGCAGUCUUUGAUUUAUGACGGACAAUUUCGAAACUACCUCUCGCCUUCAGGUAGUGGAAUUGUUAUCGCUGGCAAACCAUUCCAAUUCCUAGGGUUCUCAAGUUCUUCGUUGAGAACUAGCAGUUGUUGGUUUAUGGCCCCUUUCGUCUUCAACGGUGAACAUCUGGAUGCCGCCAGGAUUAUCGAAAACUUAGGGGACUUCUCUCAGAUUACCUGUCCUGGCAGGUGUGCAGCACGUAUUGGUCAAGCCUUUAGCGACACUGUCGGGUCUAUCGAAGUACCUCAUCAUUCAGAGAUCGAAAUCGAAGAUAUUGAACGGAAUAAUCGCUGCUUCAGUGAUGGUGUGGGAAAGAUUUCUCAUGAAAUGCUCGAGGUUAUAUGGACCGGGUCUGAAAAGCUCGCGAAAAACAAGUCCACGGUAUUCCAGAUUCGUUUUGCUGGCGCCAAGGGUGUGGUCGCUUUAGAUACCCGUCUUCAAGGAAGUCAACUGUGUCUUCGUCCAUCGAUGAUCAAGUUCCGUGGCUCGACUGACCGUAACAUCGAAAUAUGUUCGACGCCAGGUUGGCUACCGAUGGUGCUGAAUAGACCACUAAUCAAGUUACUAGAGGACCUUAAAGUUAAGAAAGAGACGUUUAUGGAUCUGCAAAGAGAUGCUAUAAAUGAGCUCCGUGAGUCCACAAAGUCGGCGCAUUUAGCAGCGAAUUUCUUGAAAAGGCGUGGGGUUGCACCGGCAUCUGUCAAACUUCCAUGGAUGAUCGAGUCUCUCCAUAAUAUCGGGCUGAACUUUAGAAAGGACGAAUUCUUGGAACGCGCACUCGAACUUGCCCUGUUGACGGCUCUACGGGAUCUUAAGCAUCGUGCAAGAAUUCCGGUGCCGAAUGGGGUUACUCUCAUAGGCAUUGUCGACGAAACGGGGUUCCUAAAAGAAGGAGAAAUCUAUUGCCCCUACAGAUUUGAUAAUAACGAAGAAGGCGUAGUGAAGGGAAACGUUUUGAUUACCAGAUCGCCAGUUUACCAUCCCGGAGACGUUCAAAUGGCUAGAGCGGUGUCGCAUAUACCUGCAAACUCUCCCCUCAGGGCACUCAAGAAUGUUGUUGUAUUUUCACAAUGUGGAAGUCGUGAUUUGCCCAGCAUGUUGUCUGGUGGAGAUCUGGACGGAGAUCUAUACAACAUUAUCUACGAUCCUAGGUUCUCACUUGGUCAAACUUAUACUCCCGCCAUGUACACUCGAGUCCUGCCUCAGGAUCUUGGUCGCCCGGUCAAUCAAAAUGACAUUGUCGACUUUCUGAUUGAUUUCAUGCAGAACGACAUUGUCGGUUUAAUUAGUGCUCGACAUCUCAUCAUCUCCGACAGGGAAAAAGAAGGCGUGAAUCACCCCGAUUGUUUGAAGCUGGCGGAAAUGGCAUCGACAGCAGUCGAUUUCCCCAAAACCGGUAUCAAAGUCGACAAGGCUAAACUUCCUUACGGUGGUCGAGUUCGUCCCGACUUCAUGGCCCCGGGGCCCCGUGUUCUCGUCAAGAAGAACCGUGCAAUUGCAGAGAUGGAGAUUGAAGGGGAAGAUGGGGGAGUUGGGGACACUGGAAUUAGGUACUAUGAAUCAGCAAAGGUUCUUGGGCAUCUCUACCGUGCUAUCGAUGAGAAACAGUUCAUCUAUGAAGUCAAGGCAGAAUUAAGGGGUUCGGAAAGGACGGAGACGGAGACGGUUAAUGUUAGUGAUGGUGUCUGGAAUUAUCUUUCAGCGAACAUCCCACCAGUGUAUGAUUGGACUGAACGAUUGAGGGAGGCCGAAGGGAUCAAAGAGAGUUACGAAAAGGCGAUGCUAAACUUGAUGCAUAACUAUGCCGAUACCCCAUGGAGCGGGAAUAUCAGCGAAGUCGAAGUGUUCAUCGGUUCCAUCGUUGGGCGCGAGAAACAGACCCAACGUCAGAAGGACGCCUCCAUUUCUAUGAAAGAAGAGUACGAAUGGUUGGUGGCAUCAAUCAUUGAUUCCAUUAAAGGAGAUCAAGAUGGCCAAGCAGAUGUUUUUGGAAUUGGAAUGGCUUGCCUGUUCCUGUGUAGAUCGGAUGGAGGGCGUGUUGGGCCACAAAACGGGCUACAGAGCUUUGCGUGGGUUGUGACAAGCGCCCUAUUGACAGAAGUCGACAAACAUCAGAAAGAGAUGGCUCGGCUGAGGAAAUACGGGUGGCAAGGCUUGGAGUAA